Molecule: messenger RNA, 1005 nt
Organism: Fusarium sp. VM40
Lineage: Eukaryota; Fungi; Ascomycota; Sordariomycetes; Hypocreales; Nectriaceae
Source: the annotation of a GenBank genome assembly
AUGGCGACCAAAGGUUCUGUCCUGCUCAUUGGCCCCGGCUUCAUCGGCCUCCAAAUCUUGGGAGAGCUCAUAGCUGAGGGAUACCCUGUGACCACAUUAGUACGAAGGGAGGAGGCACGGGCGAAUCUUGAAAAGCUCGGUUCCAAGACCAUUCUCGGCUCGCUAGACGACAGCGAAGUCAUCCGCAACGCGACAGCGGAUGCCGAUAUUGUCAUCCAUACCGCUACUGCUGACCAUCUACCCUCCGCUGCUGCAAUACUGGAUGGUAUCCAAGAUCGUGCCAAAGCGGGCAAGACUUCUAUCUAUAUCCACACCAGCGGCUGCAGUGCCAUUACUGAUGGAGGAAACGGUGACUACGAAAGCCAAAUGAUCUAUCAGGACGACAAGCCCGAAACUAUCGACAGCAUUGCGGACGACGCCCCGCAUCGUUCUGUUGAUCUUGCGAUUGUGAAGGCCCGUACCGAGCUUGGCGCCAAAGCAAAGAUAUCCAUUAUCCUCCCACCUGUCAUCUAUGGGAAAGGAAAAGACAACCGUCUCUCGAUCCAGAUUACUACAAUGGCUCGGUUUGCUGUCAAGCAUGGAUACGCCGGAUACGUUGGGGGUGGCAACGCUGUUUGGGGCCAGAUCCACGUCGCAGACCUGGCCAGAGGAUACAUGACUAUCCUGCAUUAUAUGGAGUCUACUUCCGGAGACAAGGUCCUCGAAAACCCAUACUUCUUUGUGGAGAACGGGGACGAGUCAUCAUGGAUGGAAUGCGCUGAAAAGAUCGGUCAGGCGCUCAAGGAUAUGGGGCAGAUUCCAACAUCCCUCUACAAUGACCUCUUCGGAGAGUGGUCUCUAGCGGUUGUUGGUAGAAACGCUAGAAACCGUGCAAACAGAUUGCGCGCUCUUGGCUGGAAGCCGCGAGAAAAGUCUACCUUCGAUUCUCUUGUCACCGAUGAGUUACCUAUUAUAUUGGCAGAGACCUCUGAGUUCAAAGGUUAUAGUGCUCCUGUGGCGUCUUAA